Messenger RNA from Python bivittatus (Burmese python), 918 nucleotides. Its product is annotated as olfactory receptor 14C36-like. Gene Ontology annotation, biological process: G protein-coupled receptor signaling pathway. The record is from RefSeq and is a predicted model, not a curated record. NCBI's taxonomy places the organism in Eukaryota, Metazoa, Chordata, Lepidosauria, Squamata, Pythonidae. Gene Ontology annotation, molecular function: G protein-coupled receptor activity; olfactory receptor activity. Gene Ontology annotation, cellular component: membrane.
AUGGAUAAUCAAUCCACUAUAUCUGAUUUUAUGCUUUUUGACUUCUCAGAGGUACAAGAACUGCAGAUGCUUUACUUCUUUGUUUUCAUUGUAUUAUAUUUGGCAAUUCUGACAGGGAAUCUCAUUAUCAUCUCUGCAAUACUUUUCGACCAACAUCUGCAUAUUCCCAUGUACUUCUUCCUGAUGAACUUGGCCAUACAAGACCUUGGUGCCAUUUCCGUCAUUGUUCCUAAAUCCAUGGCCAAUAUACUCAUGAGCACAAAACACAUUUCUUAUUUUGGAUGUGUUUUUCAAGUUUUCUUUGUUGCUUUUUUUAUGGGAUGUGAUUUUUGGAUCCUCACAGUCAUGGCAUAUGAUCGCUAUGUUGCCGUUUGCAAUCCAUUACUCUAUGAAAGAAUAAUGAACAAACAAACCUGCAUUUACAUGAUUCUUGCUGUAUGGGUCAGCAGCCUACUUAACGCAUUGUUGAACACCUGUUUUACCUUUGCAGCUCCUUUUUGUUCCAACACGAUCAAUCAGUUUUUCUGUGAAAUUCCACAGUUACUUAAACUCACCUGUACAGGCUUAAACCAACAUGAAAUUAAACUAAUUGUGGUCAUUUGUGUCUUAGGCACAGGUUGUUUUUUCUUUAUCCUGAUUUCUUAUGUGUCUAUCUUCACUACUGUGAUAAAAAUUCCCUCCAAGGAAGGAAGGAAAAAAGUCUUCUCCACUUGCUUGCCCCAUCUUACUGUUGUUUCCAUAUUCCUUAUAACUGCACUCAUUGCAUAUAUGAAGCCACCCUCCAGCAUACUGGAUUUAGCAACAACUGUACUGUAUUGCUUUAUCCCACCUCUAUUGAAUCCCAUCAUCUAUAGUAUGAGAAACAAGGACAUCAGGUUUGCCCUGUCAAAACUAUUAAAAGUGGGGAACUUUUUGUAG